GCGGGCCAGCUCAGGCUUAUGAAUGCAGCCGGGCAAAGAAACCACACAUCCGCGGCAUUUCCGAAAAGAUGCCCCGUCUUUUAACUUUUUAACAAUCUUUCCCCCAGCGCCCUUUUUGAGCCUGCGAGGAUACUGUAAUGGUUUCGGAGAAUGGAAACGGACGACGUGUCGGUUAGAGAGCAACUUUUCCACAACCGUGUCCGGGAGACCAUUAUCUGCGUGCUCCUGUUUACAUGCCUUUACAUAGUGUCCUACCUCAUACUUACCCACUUCAAGAAGACUGCAGAGUUUGUCACAGAUGAUAUAGAAGAUGCCACUGUCAACAAAAUUGCGCUGUGGUUGUGUACGUUCACCCUGUCUGUUGCGGUGUGUGCUGUACUCCUCCUCCCCAUCUCCAUUUUGUCCAACGAGGUGCUGCUCACCUUCCCACAGAGCUACUACAUGCAGUGGCUCAAUGGAUCUCUUAUCCACGGCUUGUGGAACCUAGUUUUCCUUUUCUCCAAUUUGUCCCUGGUGUUCCUCAUGCCCUUUGCCUACUUCUUCACAGAGUCUGAGGGGUUUGCAGGGUCCAAAAAGGGGGUGAUGGCACGGGUGUAUGAAGCAGUUGUGCUGCUGUUGCUGCUGGCUCUGCUUGUGCUGGGCAUUGUGUGGGUGGCAUCAGCCCUCCUCCAUGACAACAUAGCCAGGAAGAGCCUUUAUGACCUGUGGGAGUAUUACCUUCCCUACCUGUACUCAGGCAUCUCUCUGUUUGGAGUAUUGCUGCUUUUGUUGUGCACUCCUUUUGGGUUGUCCCGAAUGUUCAGUGUAACUGGCAGCCUCCUGGUCAAACCAAGGCUGUUGGAAGAUGUAGAAGAUACACUGAGCUGCACCUCGUUUGAGGAAGACUCGCUCUCCAGGAAACUGAACUGUGGCAGUACGUCAUGCUGGGUCAAGCUGAACAUGGAAGCGAUGAAAAAAGAGUACCAAACAGUCCGGAACAAGCGCAUCGCCCUGGAGAUGCGUAGGAAAGCGUCCCCAUGGCAGCGAAACUUGGGCUAUCCACUGGCCAUGCUUGGGCUCCUCGCACUGACGGUGAUGUGUGUGCUGAUGGUCUGUGUCAAUGUGCUGGAGCUUCUCCUGGAUGAGACAGCUAUGCCCAGAGGAAUGGAGGACCCUCACCUGGGAAUGGCCUCCUUCUCUAUGUUCGGCUCACUGGGCGCUGCAGUUCAAGUAGUCCUUAUCCUCUAUCUAAUGGUAUCCUCAGUGGUGGGAUUCUAUAGUUCUCCUCUCUUCACUAGCCUCCUGCCUCGUGCACAGGACACUAACCUCACACAGAUCAUUGCAAACUGUGUUUCACUGCUCAUCCUGAGUUCUGCUCUGCCAGUCUUUUCACGCACACUUGGAAUCACCCGCUUUGAUCUGCUGGGAGACUUUGGUCGGUAUAACUGGCUCGGGAACUUCUACACUGUCUUCUUGUACAACAUGUUGUUUGCUGGUCUGACCUCUGCCUCCCUGAUCAAGACGGUCACCUGGGCAGUUCAGAGAGAGCUCAUCCGUGCCUUUGGUCUUCACAGACUGCCUUUAACUGUGUCACGCUCCACUGUCCCCUUCAGACUCCUCCUGGCCAGUGGACUCUCUAAAAUCCAGUGACUUCUCCUCCUCACCACUGCCUUUGCUAACCUUAAGAAACUGAGCCACUUCAAAUGCUCACCUAUUGGAUUAAACUCAUUUUCAGUUCAGUCCUUUUGCCAGUUGGUACAUAGGUCAGGACGGGAAAAGGCGACAGUUCUGUCUGCGUCUGUCCAGAAGGAGCUCUCCUUAAAGCUGUGUUUAAUGACCAAUUUAUCAGGGUCCAAAUGUGUGCAGUUAUCUGACUGCGAGGACAAGAACUGGUGCAAGCUGUUAGCUCAGUCUUGGCUAUGACUGGAACAAGGGGAAAAGGAUUACAGCCAUAUUGGCAGUCCUGCUGUAGUGGAGAAUAACAGAGCAAUCCCCUCCACAAACCUGAUGCCUUACGAAAGGAGGAUUCAUUGGACGGCCGUUGCUCUUUUGACACAUGUGAAAGUCAGCAGAGUUAUUUUGAAAUAUUACAUUGUCGUUGUGACAUAAUUUCCUCUUCCUGCUUCAGGUCGAUUGAGUGCUCUUUCGUUCUUCGUGGCUUCCCCACGCUUUCCUCUCUUAGGUUGUACCACUAUUUUAAGAUUGGGAAUCUUACUUCCAUGUGUUUGGUGACCCAAUCUGCGCCAGUGUUAUGUUAGUAAAUGAGAGGAAGUUGUUAUUGGGCACAAAUAGGACACAGAGUACCUUGUCUAUCUGUGGAUCCACAGGUUACACAGGGAAUGUGAGAAUGAGGUAGUGCUCUCAGUGUCUGAGCUCUUUUACAAACCCAGCUUACUAAUACGAUUAAGAGCAUCUUCUGUGAUGAUUUAUUAUCAAAGAGGGUUUUUAUUUUUUGAAGAUAAACGUGAGCUUACUGAGUCAGAGGACGAGUCUACGAUUUACAAAAACACACUAAAAAGAAAGCUUUACUUUGUCUUAUGCAAGACCUUUGAAUGCCAUGUGACACUCACGAGGAGAAACUUCUGCCUUAGUCCAAUCAAACUGUGAGUAAUUAAGAACGUGUGGGGAAGUGCAAUAUUUUACAAGUUAAAAAAAGCACACUUUUUAACUUAACCAAAAGUAAUUUCUUAAUUUUCUGUAUGCUUUUUAUUUCCUGUGAAGUGUUAUUUUUUUCAUCUCAUUCUUCUGAAUUUGACAUCAGGUGAAAGCUUAGAAUAGUUUCAGAAUAUUUUCAGAUAACAAAUGUGACUAUCAAUCCCUGCAAUCCUUUCUGGUGUCAGUUUUUAUAUUUUGAUAAACUAAAUUCUGUUAUGUCAAUCAGAUGUAUCUCAUCAUACUCAAUGUGUUGGUGAUCCCGUGUCACCGUUUGCCAUUGCUGCUGUAUCAGCAGGUUAAUAGCUGUUGGUUUGACCAGCAGGGGACAGUGUCUCUCAAACCCAACAUCAGCCGCAGUAUUGUGUGAGCUUCUCUCUCUCUGGUUGGUUAUUAUAUGUUAUAUACGGAGCACUCUGAGGUUUACUCAUUUCACUUUUUCUGGGAAUAUUCUUUUGGUUUUUGGGAACACAAAGUUUAUAAUGUGCUGUUUUUAUAAUUAUUUAUGGGCAUUUUGGGAUCUUCACGUGUUGAGUCACUACUCCCAUUUUAACAGGUGUCAAAAAUGUUGAAUGUGAUACAGUUGAGACAAAAAAAUCUUUAGAGUUGUUCUCAAAGAUGAAAAAAAGUGUUUACUGUUUACUUUUGAAAUGCUCUGAUGUUUCAGAUUUUCUUAAAACUGAAUAUUUAACCAUUGUUUUAUGAGCAGAAAGCAAUAAAAAUG
Toxotes jaculatrix (banded archerfish) is the source of this 3355-nucleotide messenger RNA. RefSeq names its product limb development membrane protein 1-like (gene lmbr1l). The record is from RefSeq and is a predicted model, not a curated record. The transcript has 17 exons. Gene Ontology annotation, molecular function: transmembrane signaling receptor activity. Gene Ontology annotation, biological process: receptor-mediated endocytosis; signal transduction. NCBI's taxonomy places the organism in Eukaryota, Metazoa, Chordata, Actinopteri, Toxotidae. The coding region runs from base 151 to 1629 and encodes 492 amino acids.